Medicago truncatula (barrel medic) is the source of this 3407-nucleotide messenger RNA. Its product is annotated as alpha,alpha-trehalose-phosphate synthase [UDP-forming] 6. NCBI's taxonomy places the organism in Eukaryota, Viridiplantae, Streptophyta, Magnoliopsida, Fabales, Fabaceae. Gene Ontology annotation, biological process: trehalose biosynthetic process. Gene Ontology annotation, molecular function: trehalose-phosphatase activity. Gene Ontology annotation, cellular component: cytosol. The transcript is spliced from 3 exons. The record is from RefSeq and is a predicted model, not a curated record. Bases 660 to 3227 code for a protein of 855 amino acids.
GCAAGUGAGCUUCUAAAAAGAUCAUAACACUGUUGCAUGCUGGUUUUGUUCAGUGGUAAGAGAGAGAAAGAGAGAGAGAGAGAGAGACACUAUGGACUUGGGUGGCCAUUGUGAUCAACGAGAAGCCUCUGAAGUUUGAAAAAAAAAAUCAUUCACAUCAAAAUCUUCUAAUAUAGUAAUAUUUAUAUUCUUCUCCACUAUAUCCACUAAAUUAAAGUGAUAUUGAAAUCCAAGUUUCAACCAAAACUGGUAAAUUUCUUUCAAACUGUUACUAAUUCCAUUUUGUGUUGCUGUUUCAGUUUCUGACAUCAAUCUCUUUGUGUUUUGUUUUGUUUCUGUUUCUUGUUUAUGUGAUCUGAAUCUGUUCUGUUUCAUUCCUUUAUGAAACCAAUCUCUAAAGUUAUUGUCUUUAAACAAAUUCCUAACACCCUUUUGAUGCUUUCCUUUGUUUCUCAUCAUAGAUUCACAACUUGUAUCUCUUGUCAUUUUAUGCUUUGUAACUUUUCUUUCACAAAGUUUAGAACUGGUAUUAGCUGACCCACAUCUCAAAAAAUUGUCUUUUUAGUUCAAUCUUUAGUUUUUCUUUGACCCUUUUGGUUGAAUUGGAUUUUCCAAAGUUGUUUGUGAGAGAUUGUUACCUUGGAUUUAGUGUUACAAAAAUGGUUUCAAGAUCUUAUUCAAACCUAGUAGAGUUAGCUUCUGGUGAAACUCCAUCAUUUGGUUUAAUGAAUAGAAGAAUUCCAAGGAUUAUGACUGUGGCUGGUUUGAUAUCUGAAGUUAAUAUUGAUGAUGAUCAAGUAGAGAGUGUUGCCUCUGAUCUAUCUUCAUCUUCGGUACAUCGCGACCGGAUCAUAAUAGUGGCUAAUCAGCUUCCUAUAAAAGCUCAAAAGAAUCAUGAUGGUAAUAGGAGUUAUUGGUCUUUUGAUUGGGAUGAGAAUUCACUUCUUCAAUUGAAAGAUGGAAUAGGUGAUGAUGAUAUUGAGGUUAUUUAUGUUGGUUGCUUAAAGGAAGAUGUUCAUCCUAAUGAACAAGAUGAGGUUUCAAUGACACUUCUUGAGAAUUUCAAAUGUGUCCCUACUUUUCUUCCACCUGAAAUGUUUACCAAGUACUAUCAUGGUUUUUGCAAACAGCAAUUGUGGCCACUUUUUCAUUACAUGUUGCCUUUGUCACCGGAACUUGGUGGUAGGUUUAAUAGGUCUUUGUGGCAAGCUUAUGUAUCUGUUAAUAAGAUUUUUGCUGAUAGGAUUAUGGAAGUUAUUAACCCUGAAGAUGAUUAUGUUUGGAUACAUGAUUAUCAUCUUAUGGUGUUACCAACUUUCUUGAGAAAGAGGUUUAAUAGGGUGAAACUUGGAUUUUUCCUUCAUAGUCCAUUCCCUUCAUCAGAAAUUUACAAAACAUUGCCUAUUAGGGAAGAGUUGUUGAGAGCUUUACUUAAUUCUGAUUUGAUUGGGUUCCAUACUUUUGAUUACGCGCGGCAUUUCCUCUCGUGUUGCAGUCGGAUGCUAGGUCUUACCUAUGAAUCAAAGCGAGGAUAUAUCGGGAUUGAGUAUUAUGGUAGGACUGUUAAUAUCAAGAUUCUUCCUGUUGGUAUACAUAUGGGUCAGAUUCAGUCAGUUUUAAGGCUGCAAGAAACUGAGGAGAAAGUAUGUGAGCUCAUUCAACAGUUUUCUGAUCAAGGUAGAACAAUGUUGCUUGGUGUGGAUGAUAUGGAUAUCUUUAAGGGAAUAAGUUUGAAGCUUUUGGCCAUGGAGCAGCUUCUUGUUCAGCAUCCCCGGUAUCGAGGAAAAGUGGUAUUAGUUCAGAUCGCGAAUCCUGCUAGGGGACGAGGGAAAGACGUGAAAGAAAUGCAAGAGGAGACAAAGGCCACGGUGAAACGGAUCAAUGAAAGGUUCGGGAAACCAGGGUAUGAUCCUGUUAUUCUGAUUGAGGAGCCACUGAGGUUUUAUGAGAGAGUUGCUUACUAUGUUGUUGCCGAGUGUUGUUUAGUCACCGCGGUAAGGGAUGGAAUGAAUCUCAUACCGUACGAAUAUAUAGUCAGUCGUCAAGGAAAUGAAACGUUGGAUAAAGUUUUGAAAAUAGGAUCUUCCCCUAAGAAGAAAAGCAUGUUAGUUGUGUCCGAGUUCAUUGGUUGUUCGCCAUCUUUAAGUGGAGCAAUCAGAGUGAACCCAUGGAAUAUUGAUGCUGUGGCUGAUGCAAUGGAUUCUGCGUUAGGAAUGGCCGAUUCGGAAAAAGAGCUACGACAUGAAAAGCAUUAUAGAUAUGUUAGUACUCAUGAUGUUGGGUACUGGGCUCGUAGCUUCUUGCAGGAUUUGGAAAGGGCUUGUUGUGAUCACGUACGACGAAGGUGGUGGGGAAUUGGAUUUGGAUUAAGUUUUAAAGUUGUAGCACUCGAUCCAAACUUCAGGAAGCUUUCAGUGGAUCACAUAGUUUCAGCUUACAGGCGGACCACAUGUAGGGCAAUCCUUCUAGACUAUGAUGGUACACUAAUGCCUCAGGUUUCCAUUGAUAAGAGUCCGACAGGUAAAUCCAUUGAUAUUCUUAAUAGCUUGUGUAGAGACAAGAACAAUAUGGUGUUUCUUGUUAGUGCGCGAAGCCGAGCGACACUUUCGGAAUGGUUUUCGCCUUGCGAAAAUAUGGGGCUUGCGGCCGAGCAUGGUUACUUUCUGAGAAUGAAGCGAGACGGUGAAUGGGAAACCUGUGUUCCUGCAACAGAUUGUAGUUGGAAACAAAUUGCAGAGCCUGUGAUGAAACUUUAUACUGAAACAACUGAUGGAUCCACCAUUGAAGAUAAGGAGACUGCACUUGUUUGGUGCUAUGAAGAUGCAGAUCCAGAUUUUGGAUCAUGCCAAGCUAAGGAACUACUCGAUCAUCUUGAAAGCGUGCUGGCAAAUGAACCAGUGACUGUCAAAAGUGGCCAGAAUUAUGUAGAGGUUAAACCGCAGGGUGUGAGCAAGGGAUUAGUGGCGAAACGCUUACUUUCAUCCAUGCAAGAAAAGGAGAUGUCACCUGAUUUUGUUUUGUGCAUAGGAGAUGACAGAUCUGACGAAGAUAUGUUUGAGGUAAUCACGAGUUCAAUGAACGGUCCAAUAGCACCGAAAGCUGAAGUAUUUGCUUGUACCGUUUGUCGGAAACCAAGUAAGGCUAAGUAUUAUCUAGAUGAUACUGCUGAAAUUGUGAGAUUGAUUCAGGGUUUAGCCUGUGUUUCAGACCAAAAAAUAUUAUUCUAAGCUCAGGAUAGUUGAUGGUGAAUGGUGUUAUGGUUGCUUUUCUUUGUUAUUGAGCAUAUAAGCUUAAUUAUGAUCUUUGAUAUAUUUGAUAUUCCAUGUCAUGUAUUGAAGGAAGUUGUUACUCAGAGAACUUGUAUAUAUUUGGUUAUCAGCUAUAAAUUAUGUUAUGUUGUGCUGUGA